AUGGCUGGGGAAAUCUGGGUUUCAUUUUAAUGGGGAGUAGCCUACCCCGGGCUCGCUCCACAACCUAUGGAUGUGCAGGACGGGGUUUCAGUUGGUUUUCAGCUUUGUGCGCGGAUGGCCGCAUGUUGGUUCACCUCUCCUCUCGGUGUCCCCCGACUCUUUUUUUAAAAACUAUGUGACAGGCUUUUUUUCCCCUCAUCUUUAAUAUUUCCAACGAGGCGAGUGCGAGAGACGAGACUUUUGCGUCCGGACAAGGCGAUUUCUGAGGGAAGACAACCUGAAGACUAAUUGGUGUGGAUCUCUCAGUCUCAAGGGACGUCAAUUUAAUACUCGGAAACUGCGGCGACAGUCACUUGACACUGGGGAAGAGCUCUGGUCAGUCUGAAGUGAAGGGUCGCUGAGCUCGGACACUCUUCUUCCACUGAUUCACAAUUACACACACAGACUGUCUGAGAAAGUCACACACACACACACACACACACACACACACACACACACACACACAGACACAUCUGCUCAUCGACACUUACAUGCACUUAUAGACACUUUGGUUUUACUCAUAAAAACUCAUACGUGCAAAAACAGACGCAAGUUCACAAGCAGGAUGAAGGAACCCUGGAGGUGCCUGUUGGGCCUCUACCUCCUGGCCUGCACAUUCUCCGCCCACAGUGCCACCAAUCCCUUUGCCGGGCAGCAGAACCCUCCAGACCCUUGCUACGACGACACAGGUGCAGCCCGCCGCUGUAUCCCCGAGUUUAUCAACGCUGCCUUUGGUAAAGAGGUGGCGGUGUCCAGUGUGUGCGGCCGGCCUUCGUCCCGCUCCUGUAGCGUUGUGGAGCGCGGGGACGAUCGACCCUCCGUGCGCUCGUGUCAAAUCUGCGACGCGGCUGACCCUCGCCGUGCCCACCCGGCCUCCUACCUCACCGACCUCAACUCAGCACACAACCUCACCUGCUGGCAGUCGGAGAAUCUGAACACCUCUCCGUACAAUGUGACUCUCACCCUUUCGUUGGGGAAAAAGUUUGAAAUCACCUACGUCAGCCUGCAGUUCUGUUCGCCACGGCCCGAGUCGCUGGCCAUAUACAAGAGCAUGGACUAUGGCAAGACCUGGAUGCCCUACCAGUACUACUCCUCUCAGUGCCGGCGUAUGUACAAUCGGCCCAACAAAGCAACCAUUACCAAGCAGAACGAGCAGGAGGCUCUAUGCACAGAUGGCCACACUGACCUCUAUCCUCUGUCUGGUGGACUGAUUGCUUUCAGCACUCUGGAUGGACGGCCCUCUGGUAAAGACUUUGACAACAGCCCGGUCCUCCAGGACUGGGUGACAGUCACCGAUAUCCGCGUGGUGUUCAACCGGCCCCAGCUUCCCCGGGAGCUGGCGCUGGGGGCUGGCAGCAACAGCGGAGGGAGGGACGAUGACCCCAUGGCAGUAACAUCGACACUGCCAACUUAUUUCUAUGCAGUGGGGGACUUCCAGGUGGGAGGGAGGUGUAAAUGCAACGGACACGCCUCACGUUGUCUAAAAGACAAGGAAGGCAAACUGGUGUGUGACUGCAAACACAACACGGAAGGGCCUGAAUGUGACCGCUGCAAACCCUUCCACUACGACCGGCCGUGGCAGAGGGCCAACGCCCGCGAGGCCAACGAGUGUCUGGCAUGCAACUGUAACCUUCACGCCCGUCGCUGUCGAUUCAACAUGGAGCUGUACAAGCUGUCGGGGAGGAAGAGCGGAGGAGUGUGCAUGAACUGCCGCCACAACACCGCGGGACGCCACUGCCACUACUGCAAGGAGGGCUUUUACAGAGACAUGGCCAGAACCAUAACUCACCGACGAGCAUGCAAAGCCUGUGACUGCCACCCUGUGGGCGCAGCAGGCAAGACGUGCAACCAGACCACUGGACAGUGCCCCUGCAAGGACGGCGUCACCGGCAUCACCUGCAACCGAUGCGCCAAGGGCUACCAGCAGAGUCGCUCACCUGUGGCCCCCUGCAUCAAAAUCCCAGUGGCCAACCCCACAGCUGUGGUGAGCAGCACAGAGGAACCAGCAGAUUGUGAGUCCUAUUGUAAACCAGUGAAGGGCAACCUGAAGAUCAAUAUGAAGAAAUAUUGCAAGAAAGAUUAUGCGGUCCAAGUGAACGUACUGGACAUGGAGACCAUUGGGGACUGGGCCAAGUUCUCCGUCAACGUGGUGUCUGUGUACAAGAGCCGCGGCGAGCCUCUGAAGCGAGGAGACAACAUCCUGUGGGUACACAUGAAGGACCUGGCCUGCAAAUGCCCCAAGAUCCAGAUGAGCAAGCGGUUCUUGGUGAUGGGCGGGAGCGACGGAGGAACGGGCACAGGGGCGGGUCCAGGGGUUGGCACCGGGGGCAGUGCUGCCAGCACAGGGGCGGAGCGAGUGGGCCUGAUGGCCGAUAAGAACAGCCUGGUGAUCCAGUGGAGGGACGUUUGGACGAGACGUCUGAGGAAGUUCCAGCGCAAAGAGAAGAAGGGGAAGUGCAGCAAAGCGUGAUGAGAGAGCAGCGUCCAUCCCUACCUCUUCCCCUCCCAUUGCCCACCUUCAUGGACCCUGACCAUCUCCCUCCCCUCCCCCAUCACAGGAACAAUGCGCAUUACAAAGACUGCAUGUACCCUCCCUGUUUUAAGGACUACAUUUGUGUAUAUUGUAUAAUUAUUUUCCUUUUUAUUUUUCAAGGUUUGUCUUUGUUAUGUCACUCGUCUUUUCGUCCAUUGGUUUGCCUUAAAAAGGGACCAUUAAAAAGGGUAUGAAGUGUAGUCAAAAGCAGACGCCAUUCCCUCCUCCAGCGACGACAGCGGUAAUGUCCACUCGUCCCCCAAACUACGAUCUCUCAACGAAGAUCUCUACGAACUCUCUCACAUCUUCUGUCGCCUUGUGUCAGUUCUCACACAUAAGACUCCACACUCACAUUUGCAUACUCCGGAGGAUUUUAUUGAACGGUUGAAGUUUGUCACUUCAGACACGGACUAAUAUCAGCGAAAACAUCGGCGGCCUCACGUUUCUUUGUUGAAACAAACUCGACUCGGAUCAUUACGAGCUGGUAUACCUGACAACUUUUCAACAUUUGCUGUUAGAAUGUUCAUAACAUGGGCUUUUACCGGCUCCAGGUGUCUGAUGUAACUUAUACGGUCUGUACCUACAUGAAAGAAACACUCUUGUCCCCUCGAGGAACCAAGGGCUCCCUUUAUAGGGACGUUUUCCACAGCAAACCUCAGUCACACCACCACUGCUGCUGCCACCGCACAGUCCUCACAAUAUAAACAUCAUGUAUUUGAUGCGACUGCUCAAAACAGAGUUUAUGUUCUUCGUGUGGCUAUUUGUUAUCACAUCCAUACCAGCCAUAUUUCUAUUUGAAAAUAGCUUGUUUCAUUUUUAAGCAGAGCAAAACUUGUUGGCAUGUGUGAGUCAGAAUCCAGGCCUCUAGAGCUGAGCAUCUAGUCCCUCUCAUGAGGGCUUUAUAAACUAAUGUAUCACCGACAUGAUUCAUUGCCUGUCACUUAUUUUCUGGAAGAACGAUUAAGCGGUGUGGACAAAUGGCUGGAAUUUCCGAACAAUACCAAUAUAUCAUUUCCGAGGAGACUUUUCGCUUUAUGGGUUGUGUCUUCCGCUGGGUAGUGGCCUCCCAGAUGUUGCUGUGUGGCCACUGUCAUUACUUUUGUCUUUACUUGUCUGAACAUUUCUUUUUUUUUCAUGUGUCUAGAGACUGGCAGGCUUUUGUUUGCCAAAAUAAGAGAUUGAAACGAGAGUUCCUUUUCAUGCAGUAAAACGAAAACAAAGUUGCAUAAACAACACAGUCGUGUUUUCCUCAAGCAUAUUUUGACAAAAUGAAUGAGGCUGGAAAAGUUUUUAGUGCUUGCUGAUUGUAUUAUGACAUGAGAAGGUCAUAUUUCAUUCCUCAUGUGCUUUGUUAUGUUUGCAUGUUUGCGGUUUUUUGCUGGUCCAUCAAAAACUUACAGUUAGCAGAGCAAGAACCAAACCGACAUGAGCAUCGAGAUCCAAAGGAAAACUUCCCUGGUCGUCUUCCCCCUCGACUUGCUUACCCAAACGAAGUCCCAGUCAUCCUUUACCAAAUAAGCAUAGUCCAUUUUUUAAUCCAAUUAGGAGGCCAUGAAAGUCGGGACUAAAAAAAAGAAAACCACAGAGACCCGUCUGGUGGCUCUUAAGCUUUCCUAUCUGCCUCUAAGGCACAUUUCAAUCUAUUUAAAUAGAGAACAAGAUAAACACACAGUUCUGAGGGGCACAUCAAACUAGCGUAGCAGUGAGUGUGCCGACAGGCAUGUCAUGCUAGCUAGUGGUUACGCUCCUUUGGUCGCGGCGGUAUGUUUGGUUUGUCACUCGUCCAGAAGUGUCCCUCCUCUGUGUCAGCCACCAUCCUCCCCGAACUCCCCGUUUAACCCAUUGUGCAUGUUUUGUAUUCAGCGUCUCAGAGAAAUGACAGCUCAGAAUGAGGCUGCCAGAUCUCCUCAAUGGUUAACUGUACUGCACUGUAGUUCAUGUUUUCACGUCUCAUGUGAAUGUACGUCAAACUGUGAAGAACUCACUCACUCACAAAAUGUAUGGUCUGAUUGUAUGUGUUCAUGAAAUAAUGUCGCCAAGCCUAAGAAUGUGGACACCAUGACAGUGGAUGAUGUCAUAAACUAUGAACAGUGUUUGAUUUUGCUCAAAUGAUUAUCUGUCUGUCUUAUGAUGACAUUUUAAAGAAGACAUUUUCUGCCCGUAUUCAGAUUCAUAAUUUGGGUUCUUACUUGAAAUGUUCAGAAAAAGCAUCACUUUCCUCACUUUCCUUGUCUCUGCAGGCUCAGUGUGAAACUCUUGGUUUUAGCUCCUAUUUCUUUAAGGCAUCUCUUCUGAUGGUGUGAUUGGUCAACCGCUUUCAGUACAUGUGGGAAAAAUGUCGCUUUACUUUGCCUUGCCAGGGGGUCUGCCAGAUUAUCUGCUAUGCAUGCAUUAUAGAGAUGUCGGGCAUCGUGACAUCAGAAUGAUGCAGAAGUAUCAGACCCCUGACAAGGCAUAACAGACAUUUGGUUUUCUUUCGUGUGGAGCUGCUCCCUUUACUUUUCAGACUUAUUACAUUUAUAUCACACUAGAGAAAAACUGAAAAAGCACAAUAUGUCUCCUUUAAUAUUCCAUUCCAAAAAACAACCUGUAACCAAAAUGACAUCAUCGUGAUUUCUGGUGUGUGACAAAAAAAAGGACAAAACUAGUAUCAAAGUUCUGACACGAUUCCCACCGAUGGAUUUGAACAAAAAUGCAGAACCAAAUUUUUGUGAUGGCUGUCCGCAGUGGCCUGUCGGACAGGUGGUGUCUCCUGGCCCCGGUAUGUGAGCAUGGCGUGACACACUAUGAUGGAUGGGAAAGUUAUGUGCCCGCGAGGCCUCUCUGGCCCUCGACUCCAUAAGCGCAUAACACGCUGUCCUUGAAUCUGGACUCUCUUUCACGAAAUCUGUCUUUACUUCCUAUUAGCUCGUCGUUUCCCUUCUCUCCAAUAACACUUUCUGAAUGGUGGACUUAAGAUAAGAGGUAAGAGUGAGCCAGAUGUUGGGGGGGGGGGGUGGAAGUGUAGUCUUGUGAAAGCUAUUUAGCGAGCCUCAUAGGGUGAGCCCUCUUGUUGUUUUACGUUAACAAGCCUGGCAGCUUGGCAGUGGAACUGAGGCCAUAACUGCUUUUCUUUGUUUCCCCCCCCCCCCUCUGUUGCAACAUUUAUGACAUUCACAGGUGUGUGUGUUUGAGUGUGUCUCUAAUUAACCAACCCAAGUAAACAAGUGAUGUGCACAUAAAGGUGCAGAGAGGCAGGAGAGCUCUCAUGAUAAAGGAUUAUUAUUGACAUUUUCCUGCUCUGAUUCAUAUUCUCUUUCCGUUUCACUACCAUCUACAUCCCCGCUCGUUUUAAUGCUUCUCGACAUGUUUUUAAAGUUGUAAAUAUGUGCUGAACUGCCUCUGCCAUUCAUGUUGUCUUUUUUGCAAGUGGUCACUCGGCCUGGGACGGCUCACGUGUAUGGAUGUACAAACCAGAUGAUGUUCUAUGGAUGUAGAAACCAGAAACAUAUGCUCUUGUGAUCACGUCCAGAAGAUGUGGUUCAGAUAUUACACAGAAUGUAUUCCCCUUUUGGUUUUAUGUUGUUUCCAGACAACAGCCGCCCAAACUGUAAAUGACUUUGAGAAGAUUCGAGGGGCGAACACAAAUGUGACAGGGGCUGAUCGGACCCUCUGCUUUUCCCAUAGAGGUGCAGACAUGAACUGACACAACAACCCAACACCCUCUGUUACUUUAAUGCCCGGGAAUAACGCUCCACUCACAGAGAGGGAUUGUCCCCUCAGCUCAGCUCAGCCCUGCUCUUCACUUCCUAUUAUAUCCGAGGCUUCCUUGUACAUUUUUCCUUUGAGGCAAUGAACCACUGACUUUUUAAUCUAAAUGGUAAAAAAAUAAAUUAUUAGUUAAUGA
Molecule: messenger RNA, 6458 nt
Organism: Pleuronectes platessa (European plaice)
Lineage: Eukaryota; Metazoa; Chordata; Actinopteri; Pleuronectiformes; Pleuronectidae
Gene: ntn2
Product: netrin 2
Exons: 7
Coding region: 605-2509 (634 amino acids)
Molecular function (GO): protein binding
Source: RefSeq, a predicted model, not a curated record